GUCAAGCGUCUAGGUCUGUCUUCACUACAUUGAAGUAUAGUUGCGUCGCGAUGUUAACAAUUUUUCAAAUAGUUGUGGCCAAGAUUAACGAAAGUGGCGUGGAUAUUAAGACUUAUGACAGUUCAUCAAUUAUAGAUCUAUCUGAACAUGGUGCGGGGUUAGCAGCAGAAUGGGCGAUCCCUUUCAUUACAGCAGCUAAUAACUUUGGAACAGGUUUAAUUGGAAUUGGCCAACAUCGUUUUGAUGAGAAAAGGUAUGAAGGAAAGAGAGAUCUAUUGGACAAUUUUGUAUUUAUUCAAAUGAGGAGAUACUGUUUAUCACAAAGAAGGAAAGACAUAUUUGGAGAGACAUUCCUGGAGUUGCUAGAAUCGUUUAACGCGCUUUUUCUGGAGUCGGAACUUUAGCUACGGGUGCUGCUCCUUUAUGAGUUUCAAGUUUGAAAAAAGGCAGAAGGAUAAAAACAUUAUUUAGAUCCUAUCUCAUCUGAAGUCCUAAGUAAAGCAGCUCCAGAUACCUACGAGAAAAUCUGAGAACUAGUAUAUUUCGAUAAGAAAUUUAAAGCUUGUUUAGAGGUUCUGGAGGCCCUGUUAUGUUACGUAGGAAGCACGAGCGAGGACAAUUAACUUCAUCAGUUAGUCACUAUAUUCAUAGGAUAAAGGGUUUCCUUUUAAUGUGGAAUAUUCCUAGAACCAGAAGAGGUUUGAUGAACAUAAUGACAUAACUAACGAACUUAAUGAUUAUCAAGAUUGGUCCGUAUGGGACAUUUAAUUAUAUGAUCAAUGUCAAUCCAACUAAUUCCUUGUGUCUUAACUACUAUGACACGCAUACAGGAGACUACUUUUGUCGAAUGUUAUUUAGAAGUUGCAAUUGGACUGGAGAUGCAUUAAAUGGGCUGUACCGCCAUGCUAGGAUGGAGAGUCAGUUGCAUAACCACUCAUUUCGCUAGACACUUUGCUGUGAAUUAGACUGGUUCCAAUGGUAGUCAAUAUCUGUUGAUUCUGUAGCAAAUCAUUUUCAAACAUUAAUAAUUCAUAUUGUCAGAUACUAAAAACCAAUAAGCAAGAAUAUUUUGUGAUGUUUUAUUCUAUAUUGCAUGGAUUCGAUUUUUAAACCUCUACUCCAGAUGAAGGAAUUAAGAUAUCAGGAUCUUCUGACUUUUCU
Messenger RNA from Wallemia mellicola CBS 633.66, 1161 nucleotides. RefSeq lists its product as hypothetical. The record is from RefSeq and is a predicted model, not a curated record. The coding region runs from base 51 to 404 and encodes 117 amino acids. NCBI's taxonomy places the organism in Eukaryota, Fungi, Basidiomycota, Wallemiomycetes, Wallemiales, Wallemiaceae. The transcript has a single exon.